AUGUCGGGCACUAUUGCUCAGUGGAAAAUUCAUGGCAGUCGCCUCCAUCGCCUUCGUGCGAGGAAUGGUAAGACUAUAACAGACGAAGAACGUAUGCAAACGUUUCAACGUGUAGCAUCGAAAGUCAUCAAUGUCUUGCGUUUGGCGAGCGUAUUAUAUGACCGGAAAAUUCAGCUCGCUACUAUCGACCGGGUAAUGAAUAUUAAUGGAGUCAUCCAAACACUUAUGCUGGGAUAUCAUCCACUCCAGCCGAGGGUUGGAAGAAGCGAAGUGCUUCAACCGCGACGUCCCUGGGAAGUGACGGAUGCACCGGAGUAA
Molecule: messenger RNA, 318 nt
Organism: Plasmopara halstedii
Lineage: Eukaryota; Oomycota; Peronosporomycetes; Peronosporales; Peronosporaceae
Exons: 2
Coding region: 1-318 (105 amino acids)
Source: RefSeq, a predicted model, not a curated record